Molecule: messenger RNA, 533 nt
Organism: Folsomia candida
Lineage: Eukaryota; Metazoa; Arthropoda; Collembola; Entomobryomorpha; Isotomidae
Product: glycine-rich protein 3-like
Exons: 2
Coding region: 86-331 (81 amino acids)
Source: RefSeq, a predicted model, not a curated record
CGAUUGUUCCACGGGGUAUAAAACGGAACGUGUCGUACCCCAGUGUCAAUUACUCGCUAAUAAACUCAACAAAAACAACAAAAACAUGAAGUCUUUCUCUGCCUUGUUGGUCUUGGUCGUGGUUGCCCUCGUUUCUGAGGCGGCGGCGCAAAUCGUCGGGGGUGGGGCUGGUGCCGCGGCGGCGGCCAGCGCGGCGGCAGGCGGCGGUGGUGGUAUCGUUCCUCGUCCUUAUCCCGGCGGCUACAACAAUGGGGGAUACUAUCCAGGCGGAUACAACAAUGGAUACAAUAAUGGAUACAACAACGGAUACGGCGGUUAUCCAGGAGGAUAACAAUGGGUACAACGGGGGAUAUUACCCGGGGGGAUACAAUAACGGAUAUGGUGGGUAUCCCGCGGGAUACAAUAACGGGGGCUAUCCAGGAUCUUAUGGUGGAUAUCCAGGUGGAUAUGGAGCGUAUUAGGGCAAAAUUAGGGGAUUUUAUUUUCGGGGGGUUACAAAAUUGGGGUAAUUCGGGGAAUAUUUGAAAACAAUA